Gamsiella multidivaricata is the source of this 568-nucleotide messenger RNA. RefSeq lists its product as uncharacterized. Bases 107 to 568 code for a protein of 153 amino acids. NCBI's taxonomy places the organism in Eukaryota, Fungi, Mortierellomycota, Mortierellomycetes, Mortierellales, Mortierellaceae. The transcript is spliced from 2 exons. The record is from RefSeq and is a predicted model, not a curated record.
CUCAAACAUCGCCGACUCGUCCCUUUCGCCGGAGUCUGCCCACAACAAAGACCAUGCACCAUCCCUUCCGGUUCUUAUUAAGAAGCGAAACGGAAGCCACAUCGAUAUGGUGAUCAACGCAACCGUGGACGUCAACACCAAGAUCGUCGCCGGGGCUCUCCUUGACCUGAAACUCAAUCUCCACUCCGAUACCCACACCGAAAUUAAGGUCCCCGCCUCUGGCCUGAUCACCACCAAAGCCGAUGUCCUCAUCCCCGACCUGUCGAUCCGUGUCGACGCCGAGACCCGCUCUGCGAUCAAGGUUCUCGUCAGAGCUGACGUGGUGCACCUGUUUAUCACGCUCAAGGCCAAUCUAAUGACCUAUGUCCGUCUGCAUGUCGCGCUUCUGGUCCGUGAUCUGGGCGUGAACUUGUUCCUAGAGCAGGUCCAUGUUCAGGCUACGGUCGAUGCUGCAGCAGAGCUCGAUGUUCAUCUGAAUAUGUGCUCGCAUGUCAUUGUCAAAGGCUUGCGUGCCACCGUCUUGACUAAAGCUGUGGCCCUCGUCAGAGCCAUCUGCUCGGAACCGUAA